AUGGGGCAGUUUGUAACCAUUGCGACCUGCAACUUGAACCAAUGGGCGCUUGAUUUCGAGGGAAAUCGCGAUAGAAUCAUUAGAAGCAUUGAGGAGGCCAAGAAGCGAAAUGCCUCAUUGAGAGUGGGUCCCGAGCUUGAGAUUACUGGUUAUGGGUGCCUCGAUCAUUUUGCCGAAAACGACUUGUUUGAUAAUUCAUGGGAUAUGUAUGCACAGAUUCUUGAACAUCCCUCGACAUCUGAUAUUCUCCUUGAUAUCGGAAUGCCAAUUAUUCACAAGUCCAUCAAGUAUAAUUGCCGAAUUAUCAGUUACAACAGGAAAAUCCUAUUGAUAAGGCCAAAACUUUUCCUUGCAAAUGAUGGAAACUAUAGGGAGAUGAGGUACUUCACCCCAUGGUUGCGUCCAAGAUACCAUGAAACGUACUACUUGCCAAAAUGUAUCCAGCGCGCUACGGGACAGCGAACUGUAGACAUUGGUGACUGUGUUAUUCAGACCAUAGACACCAAGAUUGGAGCAGAAACUUGUGAAGAGUUAUUCACCCCACAGUCUCCGCAUAUCUCCAUGGCUUUGGACGGUGUUGAGAUAAUCACUAAUUCCUCAGGCUCACAUCACGAGCUUCGUAAACUUGACACUAGGAUGCAACUCAUUGCGGAGGCAACAAAAAAAUGUGGAGGCGUUUAUAUCUAUUCCAAUCAAAAAGGAUGUGAUGGCGAUCGUUUAUAUUAUGAUGGCUGUGCAAGCAUUGUUGUUAAUGGUGCUAUGGUUGCACAGGGAAAUCAAUUUUCCCUAAACGAUGUUGAGGUUAUAGCAGCAACUAUUGAUUUAGACGAUGUUCGAUCAUAUCGUUCACAGAAAUCAGCUGCACUUCAAUCUGUGGCGCAAACGCAUUCUUAUCAUAAUAUCUAUGUCGAUUUCGAGCUCGCAAACCCCUCGAAUACAUUGAAUCACGACAUCGUAUCUGCAAAGCCAGUUGACAUUCACUAUUUUCUCCCCGAGGAGGAAAUCGCUCUCGGGCCAGCAUGUUGGUUGUGGGAUUAUUUGAGGAGAUCGAAAGCAGGUGGCUUUUUCUUGCCUCUUAGCGGAGGCAUCGAUUCUUGUGCAACUGCUGUGAUAGUCCACUCUAUGUGCCGCCAAGUGGUACAAGCUAUCAAAAAUGGUAAUCAAGAGGUUCUCAGUGAUAUUCGUGAACUUACAAAUGAUUGCAAAUUUAGUCCAACCUCGCCACAAGAGGUCGCAGGACGACUUUUUUAUACUUCAUUUAUGGGAACCACCAACUCCUCAAAUGAUACUCGUCAAAGAGCAAAGGACCUUGCGAUCGAUAUUGGCUCAAAUCAUGUCGACUUAAACAUGGAUGCAGUCAUUUCUUCGGUUGUUCGGCUUUUUGAAAUUGCCACUGGACGCCGCCCAGUGUUCAAAAUAUUUGGAGGGUCAAAUAUAGAGAAUCUUGCGUUGCAAAAUAUCCAGGCCCGUUUGAGAAUGGUACUCAGUUACCUUUUUGCUCAGUUGCUACCUUGGACUUAUCAACGUAAGGGCAGUUUGCUAGUUUUGGGAAGCGCCAAUGUUGAUGAAUGUUUACGAGGGUAUCUCACCAAAUACGAUUGCUCUAGUGCUGAUAUCAAUCCGAUCGGCGGGAUUUCUAAGACUGAUCUAAAAUCGUUUAUAAAAUGGGCGAGAGAUUGUUACGAGCUUCCGAUUUUGAAAGAUUUUUUGGACGCUACUCCUACCGCAGAGUUAGAGCCCAUCACGAAGGAUUACGUUCAGUCUGAUGAAGUCGACAUGGGUAUGACUUAUGCUGAGCUCUCUCGUUUUGGUAAGCUACGUAAGGUGGAUAAAUGUGGACCACAAUCGAUGUUCAUCAAACUAUAUCAUGAAUGGUCUCAGCCUCCUUUCAACUACUCCGCAGAAAUCGUUGCCGAAAAAGUGAAAAAGUUUUGGUUCUUUUACGCUAUUAACCGCCAUAAAAUGACUACAAUGACGCCAGCCUAUCACGCCGAACAAUAUUCGCCCGAUGACAAUCGUUUCGAUUUGAGACCAUUUUUAAUCAACCCGCGCUUUCCAUUAGCCAGUAAGAAAAUUGAUGAAAUGGUCCACAAAAUUGGUAAAACGGAUGGAGAAGCACAGUAG
Messenger RNA from Candidozyma auris, 2124 nucleotides. Its product is annotated as glutamine-dependent NAD(+) synthetase. The record is from RefSeq and is a predicted model, not a curated record. Gene Ontology annotation, biological process: NAD+ biosynthetic process. NCBI's taxonomy places the organism in Eukaryota, Fungi, Ascomycota, Pichiomycetes, Serinales, Metschnikowiaceae. The coding region runs from base 1 to 2124 and encodes 707 amino acids. Gene Ontology annotation, cellular component: cytoplasm. Gene Ontology annotation, molecular function: ATP binding; NAD+ synthase (glutamine-hydrolyzing) activity; glutaminase activity. The transcript has a single exon.